AUGGAGACGAUUCCGACGCUGCAGGACCUGCUGCAGGGGCGACAGAGGGAUGCGUCGGGGCAUGAUGGCGCGUCGAGCACCCUGUUGAUGUUCCAUGAGUUCCUGCGGCGCACACACUGCGACGAAAACCUGCAGUUUGUACUAAUGACUGACGGUUUUGUGGCGGAGCAAGCGGACCCGCCGGUAGACCCGGGGGUAUGGAACCAGAUAUACGACACAUUUAUCCGGCGUGACUCGCCGAAGGAAUGCAAUUUCCCCGAGAGCAUACGCUCGGUCUUCGACGACAGCUUCCAGAGGCAGGUGGUGCCGCAGCAGGAGCACAUCGUACGCGCGCGCAAGCAUGUGCUGAAGCUUCUCGAGGACGCAUACACGAAGUUUCAUCGGCAGCUGGUCGAGCAGGGGAAGAGCUGCGGCAAAACGCGCGUGCCGCGCGACAGCGCGUCCUCCAGCAGCUCGGGCCGCGCCUCUUUGUCGUCGGCCUCGGCUGCCCCAGCCAAUGCCACUCCCGGUCGGCCGCUGCUGAUGUCACCUGCUGAAAGCGCGCAGGCGCUGGUCCAGCCAGAAUUUGCUGUCAGCGAUGGCGAGGACGACAGCAUACCGGAGCUCAUCAGCUCCCCCACGUCCGUCGAUAGGAUGUGGUAUUCGCGGCAGCUGGCGCAGAUACCGACUAAGCGUGUGCACACGCACGUCCUGCAGGCGCCGGACCCAGCGCCGGCAGCGCAGUCAGCACUGCUGGCGCCCUGCAGUCCGCCCCAGGCCCCGGCCCGGAGCCCGAACGAGGCCGGCAUCCCCCACGCAGGCUCGGCAGCUGCAGCGGCGGUCGCCUCCACCUUCCAUAGCGCACAUCUGAUUGCGUCCCCUCUGCACAACGCCAAAAUCAGGGGAAAGAAGCAGCUUUUCAGCAAAUUCAAGUUUGGCAGGCGGAGUAGCAGCAGCGGCAGCUUGUCUAAUUGA
Messenger RNA from Eremothecium gossypii ATCC 10895, 954 nucleotides. RefSeq names its product GTPase-activating protein RGS2 (gene RGS2). NCBI's taxonomy places the organism in Eukaryota, Fungi, Ascomycota, Saccharomycetes, Saccharomycetales, Saccharomycetaceae. The record is from RefSeq and is marked provisional. The coding region runs from base 1 to 954 and encodes 317 amino acids. The transcript has a single exon.